AUGUCCCCCGCCAAGGCGAGGCCCAAGGCAGACAAAGACGGAUGGGUGGAUCAGCCACGUGGGCGCCGUGCCCAGAGGCAGGCCCGCAGCGCGGCCUCGCGGGGAGCCUCCGCCAAGUCGCAGACCUCGGCGUCGGCAGCGAUCGAGCAGCUCGAGGCGCUGCAGGCCGAGCCGCCUGACGGCGUGGACGGUUGCUUCACCGACGUCGUGGCCAGCCAGCUGGGGGCGAAGCGCGCCGAGUUGGUCAGGGCCCACAAGGCGGCAGCAGAGCAGAAGGCCUCCUCCCUGCCACGGGCGGCGCAGCUCCACAGGGCGGCGAACGCCAUCAGCAGGGGUGGGAAGCGGCUCCGAGCAGCCCGCCUGGAGCUCGAGCAGAAGCAGGCGGCGCGUAGCCUCGUCGAGGCCCAGCUCCAGAAGGCCCAGGAGGAGCUUGCGGAGCUCGACGCGGAGGUUGAGGGGGCGAGCCGUGCGCUCCUGGCGAUGCGCCGCCAGCGCGCUGCCGAGUGGGCAGGAGCCAGCCAGGUGCCAGGGCUCCUCAUGCAGCUGGAGAAGUUGCCCGAGGCCUGGGGCUCCAGCAACUUCGAGGUGGCCUGGGCAGCCAUCCGCACCCAGGUGGAGGCGGUGCAGGCGCAGCUCGCGGGGGCACCUGUGGUAGCGGUAGCUCCUGGCAGCCACAGCCAGCCGCAGAGCGAGGCCAAGCUGAGCGGCGUGGCAAGGCAUGCAAGCGGGAGCUGGCUGCAGAGGCAGCGGACCUGGCUCCUCUGGCUGCUCGUCAUGCUGGCCGCGCCGCUGGGGGCCGCGUUGGAGGAGCGCAGCCAGGGCCAACGAGUGCCUAGGGAGACCAGUGCGGCGGGCCUGCGCCAGCACGAGUGCGGCCGCGCCGAUAGCGCCCUGGUGGAGCCCCACGGCAUCGACGUUAGCGACCCGCCCAGGUACCUGGGGCACGCCGCAGGGCCCAGCAUUGUCCUCAUGCCCCAGGGCGCGGAGCAGAACGAGGUCGGGGCCCACGUGAUCGGCACUAGCGAGUGGAGCGACCCCAUUGGCCAAGCAGGCGUACCUGGGCAUCCCGAGGCGAUGGCAAUGAGUGCGGACCUGCAGCAGCCAGCCGAGCUGCCACUCAGGGUACGCGCUCGGAGGCUGGAGGCGGUAGCAGCCAGGCGCGCCAGGGCCGCCACUGCGGUGCGCUGUGCCUCGCCCGCCGACGCGGUGGUGCGGUCCCUGGAGCGGUUCGGCUGGUGCGUCGAGUCGGAGCGGAGAAUGGUCGUGGACCUCGGCGACGAGUUCGAUCCCGUGUUCCUCGGGCCUCGGGCGAGGAGCUUUGAGGCAAGCUCGGUUGCUCUGCAGGCCUCCAACCGCCAUGAGAGGCAGAAGCUCAGCUGCGACCCCCUCUUGCUGCGGCUGUUGUUCGGGGACGCCAUCGGACAAUUGCUCGGGCCAGGAAUCGAGCUGUACGUGAAGGGGCAGCAUGUGCGAGGUGCCUACAUCUCCAACGCACACUGGACGAUGAGGGUCUGGAGGCUUCGGCAGCCAGUCGAUGGCAGGCUCAACGGCAAGCUGUACCUCGACGGCUCGGCCAAGAGUAGCGAAGGGUGCUGGCCGCUGCGGCUGCGGAGCCUCCUCUGGCUGGAGAGGCGGCCACUCCUGGAGAGCAGCCGCUCGACGGGGAGCAGUGCGGCAGCCCUCUCGGCUACCGCUGUCGCCUUCAGCAUCCUGGGGCACGCGCUCAGCUACGCCUGCGCGGGCGAAGGCGAGGACGCCCAGGAGAUCGUGGCCUGCUCCAAGCGCGGCGCCCACAAGGUGCUGGGCAGCCACGCGGGAGGCAAGUCUCGCCUGAAGGUGCAGUGCCCAGGGCCCAGCUACCUGACCAACAAGUCAGGCAGGAACCAGCGCAGCCUGUGGGGGCGAGGGCUCCAUCCUGGAGGCAGGCCGCGAGCGGGCAAGCAGAGAGUGAAGGGAGAGGGCAUCCCUGCCUUGCGCUCGCAAGGGCCGGCGCCAGGGCAUGCCCAGGAGCGCUACCUGAAAUGGCUCGGCAUGGAGGCGGAGCCUGCAGGCAAGGCCUCAGCUGCGGCCAGCAGCUCUGGCAGCGGCCCAGCGGCCCCCGCGGCGGCGUUGGCGGCGGAGGAGGCUGCGGCUGCCAGCCUGCCCCAGCAGCGUCCAGGCCUGACGAGUGCUGGGCCCCUCGGCGCAAACGAGGCCACCGAGGAGGUGAGCGCUGCCGCGGGCGCAGCGGCGAGCGACGGCCAGAUGAGCCGCAGGGUCCGCCGCCGUCUGGCGCGCCGCGGCCUGGAGUCUGAGAGUGAGUGA
Molecule: messenger RNA, 2304 nt
Organism: Prorocentrum cordatum
Lineage: Eukaryota; Dinophyceae; Prorocentrales; Prorocentraceae
Source: the annotation of a GenBank genome assembly